CUCAUGCAUUUAAGCGGGCUGACAUAGCUCCAAACAUCCCAUUAGCCGAGAAAUGACCUGAUUCCAGCUCCGUCGGUGCUUUUGGAGUCAAUUGACGUCGAAUCGAAAAACCGCGCCCGAAGCAAACCGCCCAAUUAGACCAAUCUCCCCUCUCCGAAACACAAGCAAAAGACAAAAACUAUGAUCGCCUCACGUGUGGCCCCUCGCGUGGCCCGUCAGCUCCGGGCCCCGGCCCAGCGCCGCCUGAUGAGCUCUGCCAACGCCGGCGAGAACUCGUUCGUCCGCGAGCGCGAGGCUGUCCGUGAGCACGCCAUCCACUCUACUGCUCUGUGGAAGAAGAUCUCCCUCACCGUCGUCCCCAUCUCUCUCGUUGCCGCCGGUGCCAACGCCUGGUACCUGUGGAACGAGCACUGGGAGCACUGGUCCCACUUGCCUCCUUUGGAGGAGCGUACCGAGUACCCUUACCAGAACAUCCGCACCAAGAACUACCAAUGGGGUGACGGUGACAAGACCAUCUUCUGGAACGACAAGGUCAACUACCACAACAAGGACAAAUAAGCUCAUCACUUCAAUGCUGAUGGCAUGAUGUGAGGUUAAUAUAAAUGAUAAGUUUAUCUGCAACGCUCGCGUCACAUUGGUUGGUAGUGGAGGUGAAAGGAAGAUGAAAGCGUCAGGGGCCGAUAUCUCUAUAGAGUGGAGGGCAUUCACUGUGUGAGGGUAGACAAGACUUUUUUUGUUACAAGGCAAAGUCGUUAUUUUUGACUGAUGCCCCAUCUGGCUUGAAUAUGUUCUCUCAAAAAGACUGCAAGUCGCAAAGUUCCCUUUGUUGAAUUCAUUUCAAAAAAAAUCCCAAGCCCCGUGCCAAGUUGGUAGCUGUCAUCCUAAUCAAAGGUUUUUGUGCUCGACAGUAAAAGGGGAAGCUGUGAAUUGGGGUUGACGUGAAAAGAAGGGGUGGGAGACUCCCACUUAAUCGUUAAAAUCCGGACCGUGCAUGAUUCGGCGGCUAUUUUGGCCGGCUGCUUGCUGACUGCAAAUCGCGGAGACAUUUCGAUUUCUUGGCAUCGGGAUGGUCCAGCCCGUGGUGUCAUUGAAGGGGUUUUGUUUUUGCGGGCGGCUGUUCUUAGCUGCACCCCAAUCCCCCAUGACGGUGUAAUAUUGUUCCUUGUCUUAC
Messenger RNA from Pyricularia grisea, 1171 nucleotides. RefSeq lists its product as uncharacterized. The record is from RefSeq and is a predicted model, not a curated record. Gene Ontology annotation, biological process: mitochondrial electron transport, cytochrome c to oxygen. The transcript is spliced from 5 exons. Gene Ontology annotation, molecular function: enzyme regulator activity. The coding region runs from base 181 to 558 and encodes 125 amino acids. Gene Ontology annotation, cellular component: mitochondrial inner membrane. NCBI's taxonomy places the organism in Eukaryota, Fungi, Ascomycota, Sordariomycetes, Magnaporthales, Pyriculariaceae.